AUGAGUAGCCCCAUGUCCCAUGAGCAUCGAAGAUCCAGCAUACCUGUUAAGUACAGUUACUGCAGUGAAGGACGCGGCAGUUUCUGCAGCGGCACAGUGAAGACACCACUUCAGAGCGCUCUCAGUACGCAGAAAAGAGUAAGCAGAACUUCGCUCGGAGGCCAGCUUUUCCUCUGCAUGAUUGGAUCAUUGCUGAGCUUCAGCAUAUGCGUCUGGCUAACAGCGUUCAGUCAGGAUGUGCAGUGGAGGAGACUGCUAUUUGCUGCCGGUGCUGCCCUCUGCGCCCUCCUUUUCGCAAUGCUUGCAGUGCAAACGAUGCGAAAAGCUAAACAGCCACCACCAGAACCGGUUAUACCAAAUCUUGCCGCUCGGCGAUCAACAAUCGUGAGGACAGCAAGGAAAUCAAUGUGCGAGAGCAGCCUAAAUCGUGACGACGGAGGUAUGUCCUCCACCAAUCCACAGCAACCCGAAAACCCGGUACCAAAGAGAAACAAUGCGGCAGUCGAUCGAAGCACAUCACUUACAGCACAAGCUUGA
This is a messenger RNA of Gongylonema pulchrum, 537 nucleotides long. The record is from the annotation of a GenBank genome assembly. Lineage: Eukaryota; Metazoa; Nematoda; Chromadorea; Rhabditida; Gongylonematidae.